AUGCCCAAUUCGUAUACUACUCCUUUGAAAGAUAGGAAUAUUAUGUUACAGAAGGUAGAUCAAUUGUGGAAUCUUCAGCAAUAUGGUAAUACAACUGGUUUACAUACCACCCUCUCAAAAGACAAAAACAUAAUGUUGCAGAAGGCAGAUCAAUCGUGGAAUCUUCAGCAAUAUGGCAAUACAACUGGUUUACAUAUCACCCCCUCAAAAGACAGAAACAUAAUGUUGCAGAAGUCUGAUCAAUCGUGGAAUCUCCAACAAGAUGCUAGUGAGUCGAGACACGUUUUAUUCGAUAUGUAUAUGGUUUUGGCCACUAAGAAAAUGUUUCAAGUUGAAACUGAGUUCGGUCAAAAUAAAAAUUCUCAAUUAACUAAAUCAGGAGGAGCUUCACUUAUGCCUAUAUCAGCUAUACACUCUAAAGAGCAAAAGGGAGAUCAACGAUUAGUUUUGCCAUUCGGUUUUGAAGAAUCUAUUUCUAACAAUAGCAGAGAACUUAUCCCUUCUUCGAAUCCUUAUCCAAUAAGUGGAAUACAGCGUGAAGAGCAACAAAGACACCUAUCACUACAAGACCUAACUUCCUAUGCUGAAACAUUCCGGAGACCAAUCCUUAUUUCAGAUCCCUAUCCAAUGAGUGAAAUGCAACGUGAAGAGCAGGAGAGACAUUUAACAUUGCAGGAUAUAACAUCUCACACUGAAGCAUUUCGAAGACCAAUUCCCACUUCAGACUCCUAUCCAAUAAGCGAGAUGCAACAUGAAGAACAGGAAAGACAUUUAUUAUUGCAAGAUAUAACAUCCCAUACUGGAAUAUUUCAAAGACCAAUUCUCACUUCAGACUCCUAUCCAAUAAGCGAGAUGCAACGUGAAGAGCAGGAAAGAUAUUUAUUAUUGCAGGAUAUAACAUCCCAUACCAGAACGUUUCGGAGACCAAUUCUACCAGAUGAUUUGGAAUUUUUUUAUUGGCAACAGCAAGAAGAACAAAAUCGAGACGUAGUUUCUUCUUCACAAGAAUCGCAUCUGACUAAAGGGGUAUUAUCAGCUAUCUAUCUAGAAAAAGUGGUACAGGGUAGUCUAAUUACUAAUACAUUUCCUAACGCACAUUUAGCAAAUAUCACCAGGACGUUACCUAAAUCCGCUGGAGCUGAUCGAUACAAUAUUCACGUUUAUAGUUCUGCCCCUCCACAGAUUUCAACAGAAAGAUCGAACCCAGAUACUCUUUGA
Diversispora eburnea is the source of this 1218-nucleotide messenger RNA. Lineage: Eukaryota; Fungi; Glomeromycota; Glomeromycetes; Diversisporales; Diversisporaceae. The record is from the annotation of a GenBank genome assembly.